Molecule: messenger RNA, 2473 nt
Organism: Thamnophis elegans (Western terrestrial garter snake)
Lineage: Eukaryota; Metazoa; Chordata; Lepidosauria; Squamata; Natricidae
Gene: TTYH1
Product: tweety family member 1
Exons: 14
Coding region: 138-1751 (537 amino acids)
Cellular component (GO): plasma membrane; smooth endoplasmic reticulum membrane
Molecular function (GO): intracellularly calcium-gated chloride channel activity; volume-sensitive chloride channel activity
Source: RefSeq, a predicted model, not a curated record
UCCCGCGCGGAUAAGCCCUGAUGUUUUGCAGAGGCUCCCUUCACUCCAUUCCCCAAACCCGUCCCUGCACCAGCAUGGGAGGGCGACGUCCAGCACGGUGAGCAGCGCCUGCUUUCUGGACGCCCCGGGAGGGAAGGAUGGGGUCCCCCCAGGGGUACCGAGCUUCGUGGUGGACUUUCCUUCUGCACCAGGCGCCGCACAUCAACUUCCAGUUCGAGGCAGCGGGGAGCGAAUUUGCUCCAGAGGAUUUGGGCUACCAGCAGGCACUUCUGUUUCUGGCCAGUGUCUCGGGUUUGUGCUUUGCCAUCAGUCUAGUUCUUAUCUGCGUCUACCUGAUCCGUUUUUGCUGCUGCAGUAAUGAAGAUGAGGAGGAGACGAAGACACAAAGGGUUUGCUGUGUCACCUGGAGCUGUGUGGCUGCGGUUAUCAUCUGCUGCGCUGGGAUCGGCAUCGGUUUCUAUGGAAACAGCGAGACCAAUGAUGGAGUAUACCAGGUCACAUAUUCUUUGCUCAAUGCUAACCACACGCUAAGCUCCAUUGACAGCCUGGUCUCGGAAACUGUGGCGCUUCUUUCAGCCACAGUACGGGGAGAACUGACACAGCUUGAGGAGACACUGUCCCAGAGGACUGAACUGGUGGCUGUGGUUCGGAACACACGCCGCCAGGCUGAGGCAGUGGCACAUACCUUGGAUGGCAUCCCCUUCUGGAAAGAUGCCCGUGGAGGAGCCAGCAUCCUAGCAGAACAAGUUGGCUAUUUGGAAGACUACCGGUGGUUGGCCUACAUCUUACUGCUGCUCUUGGACCUUAUCAUCUGUCUCCUCACCUUGCUAGGACUGGCAAAGCAGAUCAAGUGGCUGGUAAUCAUGAUGACUGUCAUGAGUUUCCUGGUCCUCAUUGUCAGCUGGGGCUCCAUGGGGCUGGAGACAGCAGCAGCUGUGGGACUGAGUGAUUUCUGCUUUGAGCCAGAUGGUUACGUGAUGAACACAACCCAAGCCAGGACUGGACUUAAUCCAGAAAUCCUACAAUACUAUUUAACCUGCAGCCAAGAUAUUUUCAACCCUUUUCAGCAGAGACUCACUGUGUGUCAGAGGGCGCUAUCCAACAUACAUUCGCAGCUGUACGGAUUGGAGAGAGAAGCCAUCCCCCACUUCCCAGCAGCCGAGAAGAACAUCAUAUCCAUCCAGAGUACUUUGAAUAUCACAGAAAGUAAUUUCCAUCAUCUUGUAGCUCUCCUCAACUGCCGGGGACUUCAUAAGGACUAUGUGGAUGGCCUCAAAGGGCUGUGCUAUGAUGGCAUGGAGGGAUUGCUUUUCCUCCUCCUCUUCUCCUUCCUCUCUGCCCUUUCCUUCACCACAGCUGUCUGUAGUCUGCCCCGGGCUUGGAAGAGGUUCCAGAACAGGGACUCGGACUAUGACGACAUGGAGGAUGACGACCCUUUCACGCCCCAGGCACGUAGACCGCCAACAGUGCGCACAGGGGGGGCUGGGCCCAGCCUGCCCAGCUCCUUUGGCCACUGUUCAAGCUGGGGCAGCCGGGGCAGCCUGCGCCUUUCAGCCCCCCCCAUUUCCAACGCCCCCGUCUCACAGUACAUGAGUCAAAGCGCUUCGUACAGUGGCAGUCCUCAAUUUGAAAGCAUCCCCCUCAUUGACCGUCAUUCCCCACCCCCUUCGUAUUCUCCCAGCAUGCGAGCGUCUUAUGUCGGUGCUAGCGAAGAAGUGGUCCUCCCCUGCCAGACCAGAUUACAGUCCUAGAUGCAACCCAGAAGACCCCCAACCCAGAUGCACACCACCCCCCAACUAACACAGAGAGACCUCCCCCCCCCACCCAAACAUUUACUAGAAUACAACUUAAGUGAGCCUUUCUCACCAGGUGCCCCCUCCUCCUUCACUUGAAUCUCUUCAUUUGCCUACCUUCUCUAAGAAAGGAAAGAGAAAGGGGGAGGGGAAAAGAGACUAUUCCUUGGGCGACAUUCAGUGGAGGGGCUGAGCAGUGUGAAUACAUUAAGAGAUGUAAAUAAAGAGAGACAUGGUUGAGAGAUAGAAAGAGUGCGAGCCAUGUGAAAGGGUGAAUGGCAGAAAAUAAUUAGAAGCUGAACUACUUUCAAAAUAGAAAUGGAAGUUUACAUAUAAAGAAGCGUGUGAAAAAACCAGAGAAUGGAUGGAAAAAUACAUUUAAACACUGGAUGGGUGCACACGAUAGAUAGAUGGAAAGAGUAUAUGGAUGGUGGAGACAAAACAGCAAAAGCCAUCCAGCUAGAGAGGGAUGCUCCUGCUCUGACCGUGGGCAUGCCGGAAAAAUGGAGGACACCACUGGGUCCUACCAAGAGACUUGAGAGAAUAGGGGAAUCCAUUAGGGGCCCAGAGCUACCCAUGCUUCCCUAUCAGCCUCCUUGCUCCUAAUUAGAACCCCCCUCCCCACACUAACAAGCAUUUGGAACUUGCCCAGUUUAAAAUAAAAGGGAAACUUUAUUUUA